GCUACUCAGGAAUCCAGGAUCUGGCCCACAGGAAGGACUACGUCAUGGCUCUGUCUCCUGUCAGCCUCAACAAGGACAAACAUUUCCGCUCCAGGCCCAGAGCUAGGGUGUGGCUUGGAGGACUUCCUCAGUUCUGGGCUGAGUGCGGGGGAGGGGAGUCCUAUUGGCUCAGCUGGCCAGAGCCAGGCCUGACAGGGUGGUGACUGAGGGUGACCCUCCUAACCCUUGCAGGCCACACCUCUUGCAUGCCCAGUACCUAGAUGGUCCCCACCACCACCAGUGGUGUCACAUUACAGAGAUACCAGAAGCUAUGAUGCCUGUCAGCUGACACUGCCUCACCUAAGCUUCCCCACCAGGGACAGGACUCCUCUCCCAAACAAGCCAGGUCUUGGCCCUGAGAAGUAUCCACUGGAGUGAGGUUUCUCUGUAUCGAGGGGAUUCCUAAGCCUGGCUAACCUGAUCCUGUGGGGAGGGGAGCCUGGACAGAGGAAACAAUGCCUGGAACCCUAGCCAGCAGCAUGGAACCCAGUCUCCCACCACCCUUCCGCUCUCUGUGGCCUCCCCACAAGCAGCUGAGGCAGGGAGGCAGGAGCUGGAGUGCUAGGACUCUGGGGCUCUGCUUAGGGGCCCUCCAAGGCCAAAGUUUUCCCCGGGCUGCAGGGAGCUGGGCGGGGCCUCCUCUCAGGCCAGGCUCCAGUUUCCAUGGAAACCCACCCCAGCGGCUGCCUGGGCAGCUCCCAGCCAGGGCUCAGCCAGCAUCAGCCUCUACCCGCUGGAGCCUCGGCCUCUGCCGGCCCCUCCCUAUCCCUGAACCUCAGGCAUCUGAAGGCUUCUGGAACCCCGGCCCUUGGCACUCCAUCCCUAAACUUAGCAAAUUGGCCUCCCAAGCUGCUGCCCCUCCCUGUGGCUUUCCUAGUCUGGCCAGCUCUAAGCCUCCCGCAGACAGACAUCGGCCCAGGCCAGGCCACCGCGUUCCCCCUUCCCCAGCACCCCCAUGGAGACCCUGGGACUGCUUGUGCGCGGGGAGCCUGCACCCUUUUCCACAGCACUCCGGAGUCUCAUCAACAACCCCCGAUACAGUGAUGUUCGCUUUGUGGUUGGUCAAGAACAGCAGGAGGUAUUUGCCCACCGGUGCUUAUUGGCCUGUAGAUGCAACUUCUUCCAGCGACUUCUGGGCACAGAGCCAGGCCCCGGGGUGGCUAGUCCUGUGGUGCUGAGCACUGUGCCAGCUGAGGCCUUCCUGGCAGUGCUGGAGUUCCUGUAUACCAACAGCGUCAAGCUGCACCGCCACUCUGUGCUGGAGGUGCUGACGGCGGCAGUGGAGUAUGGGCUGGAGGAACUGCGAGAGCUGUGCCUGGAGUUUGUGGUGAAGGUGCUGGAUGUGGAGUUGGUUUGUGAGGCCCUGCAGGUGGCCGUAACCUUUGGCCUGGGGCCACUGCAGGAGCGUUGCAUAGCCUUCAUAGAGGCCCAUAGCCAGGAGGUCCUUAGGACUCGCGGCUUCCUGGAGCUGUCGGCUGCCGCGCUGCUGCCCCUGCUGCGUAGCGACAAGCUCUGUGUGGACGAAGCUGAGCUGGUCCGGGCAGCUCGGAGCUGGGCGCGCGUGGGCGCGGCGGUGCUGGAGCGACCUGUGGCCGAGGUGGCAGCCCCGGUGGUGCGAGAGCUGAGACUGGCCUUGUUGGCCCCGGCAGAGCUGAGCGCCCUGGAAGAACAGAAUCGUCUGGAGCCGCUGAUCCCGGUGGAGCAGAUCGUGGAGGCGUGGAAGUGCCACGCCCUGCGGAGAAGGGAUGCGGCCCGGAGCGCUCCGUGCCGUCGCCGGAGGGGCACUCUGCCCCGGGAACACCACCGCUUUCUGGACCUGUCCUUCAAGUGACCCAAUGCCAGAACCUGCGAGGAAGCCUGGCCCGGCGGGGCUGUCCCGAACUACAGCUCCCGACACGCUCGGCGCUUGGCGUGACUUCCGCUCCCGGCAUGCCCGGUGAACUACUAAACCGGAAGGACCGCCUCUGCCCGGCGCAGCGCCCUGUGCGUGGGGCGUGCUGGGGCGCGUGUGCUGACGUGGCGAAGCUGGGAACUGACGGUUUCUUUCUCCUUCAGAGUGGCCCCUGGGCAAUGCCGCUUGCUGGUCAACAGCGGCCCCAUAUAUAUUUGCAACUCAGCCCUUCCUUUAAUUAACCGCCCUGGAGAUCUCGGCCUGGAUGGCCGCAGACACCCGGGGCUCCGGGCAAAGGCGGGCUCCCGAUCUUUCCCAGUUCGUCCCGGGUAGUGUUUCUCAUUUCUGCGGGUGUCCACGCCAGGAACCUGGGUCUCUGCCUUGCCUUAUCCCUCUUUCUCACGCCUGUCUCCGGUUGCUUCUACCUUUUUUUUUUUUUUUUAAAUUCAUGAUAGAGCGCAUGUGCGUGGGGAGAAAGGGCGCACCCUCCACAGAUCUACCACGGGGUUUGGUCACGCGAUCCCUUCGGUUCUCCAGCUCGUGGGAUCGUGGGCAACCUCGGGAUUGUCAGGCAUGUGGGGAUUGGAACUUCGGUGGCCCCGUGCGGUGAUGUGUUUUUUUGUUUGAUUUUGUUUUGCUAGGUGUGGCAUGUGAGCUAGGCAUAAGGAGAGAGAAAAUGAGAAAGCACCCCCGCCGUGGGGGAUGGUGACACCACAAUCCUUUCUCCUAUAUUUUUCUGUUUAAGUUUUGGAGGUUUUUUUGCUAGUGCACUUGUGGGAGAGACAGUGAGAAAUCCCCCGGAGGAUGGCCAUGCUGCAAUCCCUUCACCUCCUCUCCGGAUUUUAGGCACCGACGCACUCCUGUCCCUCCAGUGUUUCAAGGCGCCAGGUCUGAGACUCGAACUGGGGUCGACUACAUGGGAGUACAGCGAUGUAACCACUACGCCAUCUGCUGAUCUUGAGAUUUUGGACAUACGUGCACAUGUGCCCAAAGCACCUGGUUUUUGUGGGAUCCUGAUGCCUUCACCACCGCCUGGCCAGCUGCCCCUUCCGGCCUCCCUGGCCCUUUUUAAUUGGCAGAGGAUGCUGCUGGUGGGGGCGGUGUGUGUGUGUGU
Tupaia belangeri chinensis (Chinese tree shrew) is the source of this 3044-nucleotide messenger RNA. It is a transcript of the gene BTBD19, whose product is annotated as BTB domain containing 19. The record is from RefSeq and is a predicted model, not a curated record. Lineage: Eukaryota; Metazoa; Chordata; Mammalia; Scandentia; Tupaiidae. The transcript has 8 exons. Gene Ontology annotation, molecular function: protein binding. Bases 995 to 1870 code for a protein of 291 amino acids.